Molecule: messenger RNA, 1303 nt
Organism: Rhopilema esculentum
Lineage: Eukaryota; Metazoa; Cnidaria; Scyphozoa; Rhizostomeae; Rhizostomatidae
Source: RefSeq, a predicted model, not a curated record
UAUUCAGGAGCCUACGCCUUCCUUGGAUGUUUCUACUAAUGCUAGUCAGGCAUUUCAUUUACCAAUAAACGAUGCUUGGAAGUUCUUAGUUGAAAGUAACGAGCUUUUAACAAAGCAGAAUUAUCAAGAUGUUCAGAUACAAUCAGCUUUUAGGUGUCAACUGUGUUUCUUUUGUUGCUAUGAUGGCUGCCAACCUCGUAUUUUUAGUUGCAGCGGAUCAACCUCGCAUUCUCGGAAAUGUCUUCUGCAGUCUACAAAAAACCCCUGUUGCAACAAACGGGCACAUUUAUCCGUAUUACGUUCUCUUAUCGCGAUGCCAAGGUUCUGUUAGCUUGCAGCCACCAACAAGAAUGAGGUGUGUUCCUAUCAAAGAGGAGGCUAUUAAAUUCCAAGCAAGAGAUCUUGAAAGGAACCAAAAAGUCAUUUUUGAGUUGAAAAAUCACACCCAGUGUGGAGGAGAAUGUGUCGCGAAACCCUCAGACUGCCCACCGUUGGCAAAAUUUGAGAACUGUCAGUGCAUAUGCCCGUCUAAUUUACCAGAAAGUUCCAUGAAAUGUCCUGCAGGACGAAGCUGGAGCAAACAAGAAUGUAAAUGCAAAUGCAACAAUAGUAAGCAAUAUUGCGGCUCUAAAAGGUUUUUCGAUGAAAAAACCUGCUCUUGUCAAUGCAAAACGAAGAAGAUUGACCGAUGCUUUGAAAGGGGACUUUGGUUUGACCACGAAAAGUGCAAGUGUUCACGUCAUUCAACAAGUACAGGUACACAGCCUGGAAGUAUUGAAAAAGAUGCCUUUUUUUGGAUAUGUCUGGCUGUGGCUGAGUUCAUCAUCCUCCUUGCUGCCUUUCAACUCUUCUUGUAUUACAAGAAUAAAGGCCUCAUCUACACUCUACGAAAUUAUUGUCGAGGGAAAAAGGAUUCAUUUAAUUUACGCGACAGAAGCACAGAAGCAAAGAAAAAUGUUGAUGGUAUUGAUUCAAGGAUUAUUGACGAAGCCGAUCAAGAUGUUUACUUUCUACAUUCAAGAUACCAAUCCGUUGAUGAAAAACCACUGUAGCUACAUUAUCAAGAAGUCUGCACUUUUAACAAUACUGUUAAACGUUGUACAUUUUUAUUUAAUAGAAUAAAAUUCACGACAAAUAUUCUAACUUAAUAUUGUAUAAUACUAACUUAUUUGUAUAUUAUAAAUUAUAAUGAUAAUAAUGUAUUAACGCAAAAAUACUUUCACGGUUCACCUAUCAUAUCAGCUACAAAUGUCAGUAUGUUAUGCUUUUAAUUAGAUUUUAUAACACGAUAGUAUUAAAGACA